CAUAACUGAGCCGAAAUCUUUUGUUUUUACAUUGAUUUUACAUUUUACAAUUUAUUACUGCCUUAAGACUAUGUUAGUUUGGGAAGCCGAAGUACUCGCGGCUGUUUCGAGGUUAAGGAUUGAAAAAAAAAAUAAAAUAAAAUUGGGAAGGACGGGUCUAUGGGUUUAAAACUAAAUUAUUUGCUAACUUAUACUAAAAACAUUGAUGGAACAAAUUAUCCAUAUCUGUAACGGAACCAAAAAGAAAGGACUUUAUUGGUAGACAACGACAAGAAGAGGACAAACGGAAGGGGGGCAACGACAGACAGGGUCGAACAACAAAACCAAAAGGCAGACAACGAAAACAAGGAACGUACUACAUCAAACUCUGACAUCAACACGUUUCAAAAACUGGUAAAUCAGGUUCAUGUAUUCCAAAUCAAGUCCUGCCAACACUUCUCUAACGGGUUUCUGUUGUUUUCCUCGGACCCGGAGAAUUUCAUGCAGCUCAGAUCUGACCUCACGAUACUCAUUGCAUCCCCACACGACAUGUUCGAUAUCCUGGUAAGCCACGCCACAGACACAGAGAUUGCUUUCUGAGAGCCCAAUACGGAAGGUACAGUAUCGGACAAUAAAAAUGCACCAAAGCCGUUUUCCCAUACAAACUAGUCAACUUUGGAUUGCCAUAUCUCAGUUAUGUCUCAACCGAUUGUCUUCAUUUUUCUAUGACGAACUACAAAACAUUUCAAUUUUCAAAAACUAUUGAAAAAGUUCAGUGAUAACUAUUGUUACAAAAGUUACAGAUAGGUUGAAUUUUGACAAUAAAAAUGCACCAAGACAAAAAAUUGUGUAGCUUAAAAUGUUGAAGUUAAAUAUCUAUGGUGUCUUCAGCAAAAUUAUUGGUCAUCACACAAGAAACAUAUUUGCCGAAGCCACCAUAGUGAUUUGACUUCAGCAUUUUUGGCUACAUAAUUUUUUGUCUUGGUGCAUUUUUAUUGUCAAAAUUCAACCUAUCUGUAACUUUUGUAACAAUAGUUAUCACUGAACUUUUUCAAUAGUUUUUGAAAAUUGAAAUGUUUUGUAGUUCGUCAUAGAAAAAUGAAAACAAUCGGUUGAGACAUAACUGAGAUAUGGCAAUCCAAAGUUGACUGGUUUGUAUGGAAAAACGGCUUUGGUGCAUUUUUAUUGUCCGAUACUGUAGUUGUAAAUUUGGAGGAUAACUAACAUUACUAUUUGUUAUAAGCUAAAGAAGGCAUUUAUUACACUAUUUAUCGCCAAAACCUUCGCGACUCACCUAGAAUUAGUUUGAGAAACGCUGGAUUAACCAAAUGCAUUUUCCUUACUUUUUUGGGGACGACUUUCAGAAAAUCACCACCCAGAUUUUUGAAGACAUGGUGUAAAUAGUGGGACGGCCUCAGCGAGGGUUACCCUUUUGCUUUUCAAAGCUUGGCGGCAUGUUCUAUUCUUAUUGGCACCCUAAUACAAUGAUAUAUGGUACUAUAUGUGAUAUAGCAAGAGCGAUUGCUCUUAGUUCAGAUGGGUUACCUACACAGCACAAAUUGUUUAAUCCUUGGCGAACCCGAAACGGUAAGCCGCGCGCUCCUAAUGAAGAUGCAUGGUUAUUUGUUUGAAUGAGAUACUAAGUAUACCUUCAUAGAUGCUUUAGAGUAAGUACGGGCCGGGCAGUUCGCUACCACAUGUUUUAAAGCACGAUAAGAUAGGUAGAUAGACAGUGAGGUAAACGAGAAUGAGUAGGUUUAGAAAAAAAGGGAAACGAAACAAUCGAACGACAAUCAGAGCUCGUGCGAAUUUGAAGUGGGUUCGUACUAUACUCGAACGGAUAACAUCAGUUCGAUUGACCCAUUCAGGUACGUGCGACAGGAUUACCAACGCAACUGACAGGUAUAGAUAGAUAAGGUAGUUUGCUGCAGAGAGACGUGAUAGAUAAGAAAAUUAUGACAGUGAUUUUUUUUUGUGAUGCAUAGAGAUAGAGAAGAGACGACUGGGUUUGUUUCAUUUAGAUGUAGCCAUGUACAACAAUGCAGAUAUUACACAACUAGAUAUAGAGAAACGUCGAACAGCAAAGAUUAAAGAUUCGUUUUGUUCAGCAAAAGACAAUUCACAUGAGCUGAGUUUGCGAUGUUUCAAUUUUAUUUUUCAAUUUCACUUGGGUUGUUUCAGUAUAUGAGUUGCGAUACAGUAAAUAAAUUAUUAUUAGUUGCCAAGUCCCUACCAGAUGAUCAUGAGAUAGUGUUCAUCAAUUAUAACGUAAUAAUGAUGUCACUCGUGGGUGUAACUGGUUUACACCGCGUAUCAGCACGAGAUGAAGAAAAGUGCUUCGUAGUUUGGCUAUGCAAGCAUGUGCCGGUGCCAUUCUAUCGAAACCGCAUCAUCCGCUUCGUUGCGGCGAACAUUUUCGAUUUGCUACGUUUCCUCAGCAGCACAAACACACAUUCCUACUUCUCUCUAUACGCGUGGUGGGAAUCAACGAACAAUGUCAAUGCUUAUCCAAAUAUUUGCCAAAGGCAAUUGCGGAUUCUAUUUAUAGAAGAGGCAUUCCAUGCCAAAUCGAUGAAUGGUUUAGCAAAGGCCAUUUCCGAUAUCUCAUAGAAUUAUUCAGCAUCAUGUAAUGCAAUUUAUAAUGUGUAUAAAAAUGACUAAGGCACAUUUUUUUUUGAAAAAAAAAGCACGAAGAAAAUAAGUAUAUCUGCAAUUAUUAAGGAUUCCCAACCAACAUAUUACACAGCCCAAGUAACAUUUUGAUGACCAAUUAGUCUUUUUAUGUUGGUUUUAUGAUGGUUUUAAGAACCUCGUCUAGUCGAUUUGAAUAGAAAAUGUUACUUGGCAGCACUACACUGCCUCGAUUCGCACAACAGUCCCAUGUGAAUAGGAAACCCAGCAAACAUGGGAUUGUUAUGCGAAUAGGGGCAGUACAGAAGGCUUAAAAAUAGCGUCAACUAAUAGCGAAAAAUACAAAACCUGUCAAGCAGUUUGGAAGUCCGCAUAAUUUCAGCAUGGGUCUCACUAGUCCAAUAUAACAUAAGGUAGGUCUUUAUUUCGAAAAUAUUAUCAAUCACGAGAUUAAAAUGGAAGAAGGUCCAAAUGGAACAGGCUGACGAGAGCUCUGUCCCCCUCUUUGAGGAGAGAGACCUCACUAUCUCCAGUAGUUUUUUCUCAAAUAACUGAUUGUCAUAAAUACAGUUUCAGCAUAUAGUUUCUGUAGUUUGGUAUCGGAACGGAAAGUUCCCAUUUUAACUGAGUUGAUGGAAGUAGUCCAGCAGUUAUUCCAAUAACUUCGUUAUAUGUUGGAGCAAGGCAGGUGAUUAGCGUAUCUCCAGCCAGUCAGAAGACUUUGCUGUUCUAACAAGGGUUCCACUGUUGCUACAUUAAUGCGGUUUAGACAAGGUACGGAGGAUGUUCUAUCUUGUCUGACGGUUCUUCCUGAUUCCAUUCAGAUGAGCUUCAAAAUGUAGCUGGCGAUUGAGUUGCACUCCGAGUACAGCUAUUGGUCUUCUUGUAGGAAUCGGUGCUCUAGUAAUGUCCAGUGCGUUUGCAUGCUGAAAUAACGGGUCCAGUUGUGAGAUGUUGAAAUAACGGGUAGCCGAGAUCAUCAGGGCCGGCUAAUUUACCCUUGGAAUGAUGUAAGACGAAGUUCAGUUUCUCCACACGGUUCGGAGAGUUAUCAAAAGACGUGCGUUUUCAUCCGGUAUUACUAGGUUUGCUACGCUGCCAAUGGAUGCUUGAUCCCUUCGAAUGAAACUGGUAUUGUAUUGAUCUAUUUAAUGAUGGUAACGAUUCCAAGUGGUCAGCUAUAACGUUGGCUAUCGUGAGUGUGUCUCGUGUAAGUCUUUCUGACAAUCGUAAUGUCAAGCCUGUGGUGCUUCGUUUGCCGCUUAAAUCGUAAACUCGAUUUCGCAGUUCAGAAGCUGUUUGGUUGUCAUUGAUUCAAUCAAUGAAGUCCUCAAAUGUUAUUCUAUUGGUCUCUCGAAUUCGUUUCGUGUUGAGUGAUGAGCGUCUAUUCAUAUUCGUAUACGAAUUGAGAUUUUACCGGACGACCUUUUAGUAAACGUUUAGCAGCUCGGAGCUGUUUAGCUCUUUUUGAUCAGCUUCUUGAUGUCUACAUACCACCAGACCUUCGACCUGGAUUUGGAGCAGUUCGAGGAACAAAAGAUAACGCCGUUCGAUGGAUUGUACUCAGAAAGCCUUCAAUAUUAUUAGGUGCUGUGCUGUGAUACUUCAGAGUCUACUAUCUCUUGGAAGUGAGGUCUUGGCCAGUCUGGCUGAUUAACUAUUAACUAUGUUUGGGCUGCCAUCAACCUUAGGCUCUUGUUGGCCUCUGAUGAAUGUUGUAGCUCCGUUAUUAAGAACAACCAAAUCUAGAGAUUCUGCAACUUCCAUAACGAGAAGUCUCCUGUCAUUAGAUGAUCGACUUUUCCCACCGAAUAUAAUUGUGAAAGGGAGCCGGUACUCGAGUCCCACUCCCACUAGGCGUAGAUUUGUGUUGAGUUGAAGCGUAGAAUAACGAAAAGUGUACAAAACAGCAAUGGCAAUUGAGUGGUAGUUGUUUUCGUUGCAUUUUAGGCUCCACUAGGGUAGGUAAUCAAAAGUUGAACCAAAUUUGCGGCUUUCUGAAGCAGCGCAAAUUUUGAGUGAUUUUUUCUACCACAUGGAAAUAAUUCACUACUAUAAAAUCUUUUGUACAUGAAAGCCACGGGUAUAAGCAUUCUGUUAAAUGGUGAAAAGUUUGUAUUUGCACCGAAUUUUAUUGAAAUAUUCGAAUAUUUAUCAACAAUGAUUUUUAUCUUAAUUUGAACCAUCCUAAUCAUAAUUUGAACCAAUUUUAAUCUUAAUUUGAACUACUGGCGGCAGCAGCUCGAGCAGCUCCCAGAGCAGCCAAUUUCGUGCUGAACAAUAGAAAAACACAUGAAUCUGCUAAUUCCCAUAACUAUUUUUCAUUAGGCAGUGGAAUUUCAACUAACAAUGUUCAAAAUUCUUCAGGAAUUUGGAAACAAAAUUUGGAAAUUUUCAUCCUCCAAGAGUAAACAAAGCAGCGCAGUCUGCUGGCCAAUACUAGAAGCUUACUAGUUCAAAUUUAAAUUACACAUAGUUCAACUUAACCCUAUCCCGCCCAUGACUUCUUUUAGUGUUUAAAAAUAGUUUUUAUUAUUUUUGCUCAAAAUGGUAGAACAAAAUCUUAUUUUCUAGGCCAAAAUUAUCGUUUAAGGCUAUUACAACUCAAAUAUGAGGUGGUGCUCUGGAGCACCACCAGGCAUUUGAAGACCUUUUUUUCAUGAUUUUUCUCGUUAAAAAUGGUCAAAGCACAGGAUGCUUCGUUUUACAAUCCAAGAAAAGUACUUUCCGAACCAGUUUUAUACAAAUUUAUUACAAUUCGAGACAAGUUGUUCUCAAAAACUUCAAACUUUUUGCCAACAGAAUUCUAGAAUGGGAUGCAAACAAUGAUUACAUUGGAAAAUUGCUUAUUUUUUGCACGCCAUGUGCCCAGUGGUGCAUACAUAUAUGCACCAUGCAUAUUGUAUCAAAUUAAGAGUUUAAAUACACAUUUCAGAUCUUUUAAACGUAUGACUACACAAAGAAAUAGUAAAUCUGCUUGGGAACUAUUUUUAUUUCAACCCAUGAGGAUAACUAUGCCAUUGAUUAACACGUCAAAGUUAGUCAUUAUUUUUUUGUAUUAUUUUCCAGAGCUAUGUAAUCCAUUCUCCUUGGCUGAGUUUAAUCUGGCUUUAUCUAUUACCAAAAAUACAGCUCCGGGUAUUGAUAACAUAAAAUUUAUUGUUUUAAAAAAAUUGCCUGAUGAAGGAAAACUUCAUUUACUUUCGAUAUAUAACAGCUUCUUUCUUCAAAAUAUCAUUCCUUCCGAAUGGCGCUCCAUCAAAGUAAUAAGUAUUCUUAAGCCUGGUAGAGAUCCUUCAUUGGCUGACAGCCGAAGACCUAUCAGUUUGCUAUCAUGUUUACGUAAACUCAUGGAGCGAAUGAUUUUAAAUCGUCUUGAAUUUUGGGCGGAAGAAAACAACAUUUUUUCUCCUUUGGAUUUAGAAGGGGUUGUGGUACGCGUGAUUGUGUUUCACUUUUAGCUUCAGAAGUUCAACUUGCAUUUAAUCAAAAACAAGAUGUAGUUUCUACUUUUUUAGAUGUCUCUGGAGCUUAUGAUUCUGUUCUGAUUGAUUUGUUGUUCAAAAAAAUGAACAAUUUGAAAAUUCCAUGUUUAAUUUCAAAUUUUUUAUAUAAUUUAUUUUCAUUUAAAAUUAUGCAUUUUUUUCAUAAUAAUUCUUCCAAAACAAUAAGAUAUAGUUUCUUUGGCCUUCCACAAGGAUCAUGUUUAAGCCCGUUUUUAUACAAUUUAUUCACUAGUGACAUGGCAUCCAUUAUUCCUAAUGGUUGCUAUUUGCUUCAAUUUGCUGAUGAUAAUGUUCUUUCCAUACGUGGAAAAAAUAGAGAUGUUAUUGAACAUUUUAUGCAAUGUGCUUUGGAUAAUUUGGAUAUGUGGGCUCAUGAAAAUGGAUUCUCAUUUUCAGUUCAAAAAACCAAAUUUAUUUUAUUUUCGAGAAAACAUUCGCCCAUUAGCAUUAAUUUAUUUCUCAAUGGACUUCAAAUAGAACAAAUUGAUGAGUAUAAAUAUCUUGGUAUUUGGUUUGACUCUAAAUUAAAUUGGAACACUCACAUUAUACACAUUCAAAAAGUUUGUUCAAGAAGAAUUAAUUUUCUUCGUACAAUUACAGGCACUUGGUGGGGUGCAAAUCCUUCUGAUUUGAUAACGCUAUAUAAAACCACUAUUCGUUCAGUAAUGGAAUACGGUUGCUUUACUUUUGGUAGUGCUGCACAAAUUCAUUUUUCAAAACUUGAAAGAAUUCAAUACCGUUGUUUGAGAAUUUGUUUAAAACUAAUGAAUUCCACUCAUACUCAAUCAAUAGAAGUUCUUGCUGGUAUUGUUCCACUUAAAAUUCGUUUUCAGGAGUUAAAUUGUAAAUUUUUGAUAAAUUGUUUUGCAAAUAAUCAUCAAAUCAUAAGCACAUUGGAGUCGUUAUACCAAAUUAAUCCUUCGAAUAGAAUAUUUGAUUCUUUUACUCACUGUAAAAAUCAAAAUCUUUUACAUGUGCAUUUAAAUAACGUUUAUGAUUUCAAGUUAAACAUACAUACAUAUGAACCAUUAAUUGACUUGUCCUUAUUUUAUGAAUUGCGGCAAAUACCAAAGUUGCUUCAUUCGCAUUUUGCAAAUUUUCUAUUCCAACGUAAAUUUGAGGGAUUCAACCCUACACAAAUGUAUUUCACAGAUGGUUCUCUGAUUGAUGGCAUUGCAGGUUUUGGAGUGUAUAAUUUAUGUUUAACUCAUUUUCAUAAAUUACAAUCUCCGUGUUCUAUUUUCAUUUCAGAACUAAUUGCUCUGUAUUUUACAUGUACAAUGAUCAGAGAUUGUCCGCCCAAUUUGUAUAUCAUAUUAGCGUGGUUCAAAAAAUCGUUUUUGCUCCACACCGCUUAUUCGAUCCCUAACCAGAUUAUAUGCCUUCUCACAAAAUUUGAGCUCAUUUGGUUGAAAACUGAGACUGCACAAGCCCGUCAAAGUUUGUAUGGGAAUUACUAUGGGAAAACGAUGUUUUUCAUUCAAUCAACCGUAGUAUUUCCCCAAGUGCCCUAGUGGGUUAGUCGACCCUUGGUAAUCCAAGGCACCUCUAUCAGCUGCAACUUUGCCGAAGACCGCAUUCAAAUCGGACGCCUCAUUAAUUAGUUACCGAUUUUUAUCCAGAAUCGAAAUCUUUGCUUAUGAUGGUUAAACUAUUCGGUGGGCAUCACUGCAUUCUGCAGUGGAACAUAGUAGCCAUGAUUUCAGUGUGCUAUCUUUGGCGCCAUAUGCAGCAAUGUUGCCUGCUGGGAAGCUGGAGGAUCAUAGCUAAAGUUUGCCCAGUUGGAUACAAAUCGAUAACUAAUUAAUGAGGCGUCCGAUUUGAAUGCGGUCUUCGGCAAAGUUGUAGCUGAUAGAGUAGCCUAGUAUUACCAAGGGUCGACUAAUUCAAUAGGGCACUUGUGGAAAUGCUACGGUCGAUUGAAUGAAAAACAUCGUUUUCCCAUAGUAAUUCCCAUACAAACUUUGACGGGCUUGUGCAGUCCCAGUUUUCAACCAAAUGAGCUCAAAUUUUGCGAGAAGGCAUAUAAUCUGGUUAGGAAUCGAAUAAGCGGUGUGGAGCAAAAAUGAUUUUUUGAACCACGCUAAUCAUAUGCUCUGAUAGUUUCAGUUGUCUGAGUGCUUUGAAUACUAUUAAAUCCAAUUUUAAAUCACAUCAUAUCAUGUUGAUGUUGAGAAAAAUAUUAUUUGAUUUGCAUUAUGAAGGAUAUGUUAUUAAAUUUGUUUGGGUUCCUGCUCAUUGUAAUAUUUAUGGCAAUGAACAGGCGGAUUUAUUGGCAAAAUUUGGGGUUAUGCGUGGACAAAUUUAUCAUCGUGAUAUAUUUCCUUCUGAAUAUUUUCCCAAUCUGAGAAAUUAUUCUCUAAAUGCUUGGCAAAUCAAUUGGAAUUCUAGUGAUAAAGGGCGAUGGUGUCAUUCAAUAUGUCCCAAGGUGAAUCAUUUUCCUUGGUUUAAAAAUGUAUCUGGGAGUAGAAAUUUCAUUUGUGCUUUUUCGAGAUUGAUAUCCAAUCAUUAUAUUUGUAAUAGUCAUUUGUAUCGUAUCAACAUUGUAGAUUCAAACUUAUGCGAAUGUGGCUUAUCGUAUGAAGACAUUGAUCACAUUAUAAUUAAUUGUUCUCGGUUUAUUGCACCGAGGAAGAUACUAUUUGAUAGCCUAAUUGCAGCAGGUUUUUCAAUUCCUGUAUCUAUACGGGAUAUUUUGGGCUUAAAAAAUGAACAUAUAUUGAAACUUUUGUUUAAAUUUCUAAAUGAUAUUGCUUAUUUUGUUUGAUACUGUUCCCCUUUUUUUGUUCUCUUUAUUUUCAGCCUUGAAGAUUGGUUUUUGAUGACCCCCUGACCCCUUCUCCUUCCCCAUUAGGAUUUCUGGAUUUCUGAAAACUCGUUUUAUGAUUUGGCAUGAUGUCCUCUUUCAAGAUAUCGGCUCCGUUAUGGUUCACUGCCGUGUGAGCCUUUAGUUUUAAGUUAUUUUUAUAAUGUUUUUUUGAAAAGAAAAAGAGGUUUUGUGCCUCUUUGAGAAAGAUUUCGUUUUUGAAAUGCCGAAAUCACUCAAAGGGGUUUUUCCCUCUUUCAAAAUUUCAAGUUAAAAUAAACAAUAACAAUAACAAUAUUUUUUUUUUGUCGAAAAAAUAGCUAUUCGUGAAAACUUUUUUUGACAAAAACAUUGAAUUUUUAUGCGCAUACUUAGUGUAAUGCUUUUAGAUAGACAACAACAUGUGAAAUCAUGAUUUACAAUUAAAAACAUUCAAAAAACUUCACUAGUUUCAGAGAUACAAGGGUUGAAAGUUAUGGUGCUCUACAGACACCAUGGGCGGGAAAGGGUUAAGAUAACAUUCUCCAAGUAAGAAUUACUUAAAUUUGAUAAUGUUUUGACAAAUAAUGCGAAAUAUUAUUCGGUUGGUCGAUUCUACGAUAAAUAAGCUUUCAUUUGACGUAUUCACUUGCGUGUGAUAUAAUGCAUGAGCUGUACGAGUGCACCGAAAAUGUGCUUUCUUUGGGGGAAAAUGGGUGUAAUCACAGUGAUUUUUCAAUUGCUUAUUUUCGAUGACAAAAGCGCUUUUUUCAAUGCUUUUAAAGUCAAUGUUAUCAGGUUAUAUUACAGAAAACUGUUUAACAUCUUUUUCGGGACAAUGUUUGCCCAAAAAGUACGUCGUUUUAAUGAAUUUCAAAAUGGUUCAAAUUAAGAUUACAAUUUGACUAGUUCAAACUUUGAUUUCUUACCCUAUACAUAAUUCUCCCUGGCCAAGUUCGCAGGGGUUGACGGUAGUAAAGUGAAGGAGCUUCAUUUUGAUUAUUGUAAUAUAGUGUUCUUUAGUGAAACAUAUCACCUUUUUAACACUUUAAUGCGCCUCCAAUGCACUUUAACGCGCCUCCUUUUUAACACUUUAACGCGCCGUGGCUCAGUAGAGUCUAUUCCUAAGCAAUAGUUCCAAGUCGGUUGGAUUGGAGAAGGUUUUGAUGAUCGUUGCAAAUCCUAAUAAAGGUAUUAUAGGAUUUGUAACAGGUUUUGGAACCUUUUACAGCCAACUGACUUCAAAAUGUUGUUUGGGCUUUCUUUCCCACGUUUCUCGGUUGAUUUUGAUUAAUAAUUUAUUAUUGCCAUAGACGCUUUUUCGAAUUUUGAUUAUGUUGGUCAUAUUUUCUUUAAAUAAAGCAAUUAAAAUCAACCGACGAAUUAAUAGUGGGAAGGAGAUUUGCAGCACUUAAUUGUGCUGAUAGAUUUGAAGCUAACGUGCGAACACUUAAACGCAUUGUUGACGUCAACGCGUUCGACGUGACAUUUUGGACAAAAACUGACUGCUUUUUACUAACUGAACAACGUUACUUGUGUAUGACUAGGUUGACAUUUCUAAGCUAUAGCGUAUACGCUUGGGAAAAUGACAUGGCUUAUCUAGGGAGGACCGACAGGACAAUUGAACGAAUUUGGAAUAUUUUUCAUAGUUUUUGUAGGGGGAUUAAAGCAUAAUAGUUGACAAGCAAUCUUUAUUAUUUUCAAAUUUUAACGAAAUCAACUGACCAGCUUGGUGUAUUUUUGUUUAUCUCUCAGAUGGUAUUAUCACAUUAACAGAAACAUAUCAAUCAGGAGUUCAAUUACAUAUUUCUGUGGAUCUUGGACCGAUGACAAUUUAAGGACACAAUAUAUGAACACAGAGAAGUAGGAAACGAUUAGCGAAAUCAAGAAAACAAUUUGACACAGGACCGACUAUAUAUUAACAAACGGCACGGGUUUCGAAUGAUUCGAUAAAAAAAAAACAAACAUACGAAAACUGACUUAAAAAGGCAGAAAAACAUUAAACCAUACCACAAAACCAAACAAGAAGACAAAUACAAGACGUGUGAACAUAACACUACAUAGGCAAAUCCUGACUGACUGAUCAAUUGAACACUUUCCAAUCUUCUACCGUAACUUUCUGAGUCAGUUUGCAACAGUGUCUUAAUGGAUAUCAUUUUCCGCGUACGUCUGACAAAUUGCUUCUGAAAGGUUACGCACUCUUUCCUAUCUUCAGGUCUAGUGUAGAAGUUUCAACUCUAUUCAGAGUGCAGCUAGAUACGUAGUAAAAAAUAUAAAUAAUUCUCUCAAACUAGUAUGGAAUGAUAAAGGCGGUUUUUUCCAAUACCAAUAGACAAAUUGUUCGUGCCCAUCAUAAAACAAGAAUUGAUUAGAAGAAAAAUCGAAACAUCGCAAACUUUUGCUCAAGAGUGUACUGUUAAAUCGGUGAUGGAACGACUGAAGACUUAUUCUCCUAACAUGAAAAUAAAAACCGGAAUGAUAGCUGUUUCAAUGCUACCAUCCGAAACAUCAAGGCAGAUAGGUGCUGAAAUAUACGUUUUACCUAAGUAACUUUCCUGAAAAUAAAAUCCAACU
This is a messenger RNA of Aedes albopictus (Asian tiger mosquito), 11475 nucleotides long. RefSeq lists its product as uncharacterized. The record is from RefSeq and is a predicted model, not a curated record. The transcript has 2 exons. Lineage: Eukaryota; Metazoa; Arthropoda; Insecta; Diptera; Culicidae. The coding region runs from base 6179 to 7630 and encodes 483 amino acids.